Macrosiphum euphorbiae (potato aphid) is the source of this 1035-nucleotide messenger RNA. Lineage: Eukaryota; Metazoa; Arthropoda; Insecta; Hemiptera; Aphididae. The record is from the annotation of a GenBank genome assembly.
AUGAAUUAUCAGGUAUCUGUGGCUGCAGGGUUCACUAUUUUGGAAGGAAACUCUAAAAUGCCUUUUGUCAUGGAGUUAAUUCAGUACAUGAUAGUUGGUAUAUAUUUCACUUCGAUUUUUGUGGUAUUUGUAAUAAAAAAAGAAGCCAUUAUGUCAAAUUACAAUUGCAUACAAACCAAAUUUAUCCAAUGGUCCAACAAAAGAGCAUUGCAUCCAAAUGCGGCUUAUAAUAGAAACAUAAAAUCAGUCAAAAGUUUAGCAAUACCUUUAGCAACGUUAUCAUUGUCUAUUGCAUUUGGGCCUUUAGCAUCGGCCAUAAACGAUAUUGGCAAACUGCCAUUGGACGACCGAGCACAUUUCGUCUUGUUUUGGCCUACGAUUGUUGAUACUAAUAAAUUAAGUAUGUAUGGAAUCAUUUAUACACUGCAAUCCACAUUUACUAUUCUUCUAUACAUUUCGGUGUUAUCGUUUAAUUUGGGUUUUAUGGUAUUUUUGAAUGAAUUAAUUACCCAGUUUGAAAUGUUAUUAGACGGAAUUACCGAUGCAUUUAAAUAUAAAAUGGAUACACAGUUCCAAACGCUUUUUAUUGAUUGUAUACGUCACCAUCAAAUAAUUAUUAAAUUUUUAGAUGAUUUAAAGUCAUACUUCAAGUGGAUGAUCCUAAUUGAAAUAAUCGUAGUGCAAGUAAUACUGGCCAUUCUUAUUUACAAUUUAACAAAAGUAAAUGCUUCCCUUGGUUAUAAGGUUAAAAUCGCUGGUUCGAUAUUAUUUAAUUUACUCCCAAUUUGUUUUCACUGUCACAUCGGAGAAGUCGUCCUAAGCUUGCACACACGUUUGUCUAAUCACAUUUAUAACAUGACGUGGUAUGACAUGCCCAACAAAAACGAACAACUCAUCGUGAUUAUGUUUCAACGCACUCAACGAGAUCUGACAUUAAGUUCAGCUUUGUUUUCGAGCGAAAGAGCAUCCAGAGCGUUGAUUUCUAAAGUUAUUAAACAAGUGUACACAAUUCUUAACGUAUUGUUGAAAACAUAA